AUCUGGAGAAGCAAGAGUGCGGAAAAAGGGAAGAGGUUUUUGCCGUGAAAUUCACAAGUUGUGUGUGAUCAAUUUUGGCGUACACACUUUUCACAAUUUCGUGAUCCGCACUCAACAGGAUACAGCCCCAACGGGACAGGAUCUGUUCGUUGGGUGAACCAGGGUUGGCUGCAGUUUUGUGCGUUACGGCUUGUUUGUCGCCGUUCGUCGUGUACCGAGCGUGGGGUGGUAGAUAUUUUUGGAUUCCCAUCCGUUCGAGCGUGUACCGGGGCUAACAGCAGCAGGCUACUACUAGUGUGUGACAUUGCCAACAUGUUCAUCUGGGACUGGUUCACCGGCGUUCUAGGUUACCUAGGGCUAUGGAAAAAGUCUGGUAAAUUACUCUUCCUCGGUCUAGACAAUGCUGGUAAAACAACACUGCUACACAUGCUGAAGGACGACAGACUGGCACAGCAUGUCCCAACGCUUCAUCCAACUUCGGAAGAAUUGUCCAUAGGAAAUAUGCGUUUCACAACCUUCGAUUUAGGUGGACACACGCAAGCACGACGCGUUUGGAAGGAUUACUUCCCAGCUGUGGACGCGAUCGUGUUCCUGAUCGAUGCCUGGGACCGGAGCCGUUUCACAGAGAGCAAAAACGAGCUGGACUCACUGCUCACCGACGAAGCACUAUCGAACUGUCCGGUACUGAUUCUCGGCAACAAGAUCGACAAACCGGGUGCAGCGAGCGAGGACGAGCUGCGCAACUAUUUCGCCCUGUACCAGUUGACCACCGGCAAGGGCAAAGUACCGCGCUCGGAGCUGCCCGGACGCCCGUUGGAGUUGUUCAUGUGUUCCGUGCUGAAAAGGCAGGGUUAUGGCGAAGGGUUCCGUUGGUUAGCCCAGUACAUCGACUAAUAGUAUGCUUUAAAGAGCAAUUUUUUUUUCUCCUGUUUCGGGUAUCAAUUGGGUUCGAGAGUGGGGUAGAUUCGUCAGUGAAUGGAGGAACGCGAAGGAAAGAAAACAAUACACAAACAAAAGCCGAAA
Molecule: messenger RNA, 1023 nt
Organism: Anopheles moucheti
Lineage: Eukaryota; Metazoa; Arthropoda; Insecta; Diptera; Culicidae
Gene: Sar1
Product: GTP-binding protein SAR1b
Exons: 5
Coding region: 313-894 (193 amino acids)
Biological process (GO): intracellular protein transport; membrane organization; endoplasmic reticulum to Golgi vesicle-mediated transport
Cellular component (GO): endoplasmic reticulum exit site; COPII vesicle coat
Molecular function (GO): GTP binding; GTPase activity
Source: RefSeq, a predicted model, not a curated record